GGGACAUUGAAAUUCCCCACUAAGCGACCAAAUAGAGGAGGCUGAACAAGGCCCGUGCGUACACCUAAAGUACGCCCCCCCUCUCCACCACAGCGGUACACAACGGUCAACAGGGCUGAAGACGGGUCCAGUUCCCCAAUCCCCACGACGCGUCAAACAGAUCAGAUUCCAUAAAUACACGCGUCAAAGUUGUAUACAAGUACCAUCAUUACCCCUCCAACCCACAUCAAUCGACGAAAAAACACAAUGGCACCUCCCGCCCCCGAGAAGCUCGACAUCUCCGACACAGAGGAAGACCUCUUCGCGUCGCCCUCACGCUCCCCCCGCGCCUCCUCCUACUCCAAACCCGCCGCCGCGGCAGCAGCUACAACAGAAGCCCCCCGCGAAUCCCGCUACGACGCCGAAGCCGCACGCACAGCGACCUUGCAGCGCGAGCUCGCCUCGUUACAAGACACAAAUGCCGCGAUCGAGGGUGUGAUCGCGUCGCUCGAGAGUGCGCGGGGGAGCAUGGGCACCGUGUCCACGACCGUGACAUCUGCGUCGACGCUGCUGAAUACAUGGACGCGCAUGCUGGGACAGACGGAACAUAAUCAACGGCUGCUGCUGGAUCCGAAUUGGAAGGGCGCGAGUCAGGAUCUGGUGGAUGCGGAGAAUGAGGUUGUGAUGAGGGCGCAGGCGGCGGAGAGGAGGGCGGCGGAGGAGGCGAGACGGAGGGAGGAGGCCAGGGCGAAGGCGGAGGAGGAGGAGAGGGUUAGGUUGGCGGGGGGGACGACGAGGGGGAGAGUUACGAGGGGGAGGGGGAGGGGGUUGAGAGGGAGUGUGACGGGGUCGUCGGUGGGGGGUCAGAGGCCGGCGUCCGGGCUUGGGAGGACGGCGUCGCAAAGGGGGUCGGGUAUUGGGAGGGGAGGUGUUGCGAGUACGAGAGGCAGGGCUCGUGGUGUGAGGUGAAUGGCGUACGAGGAGAUGUUACAAACGCAAUUCUAUCGACAGUGGUACCGCUGCUGUUGUGUGUACGUUCAGAACGUACAGAGUCGAUCCAAGGACGACGCGAUCUGCCUUGGUGAUGAGGCCCAGUCACCAACAACGGGGCUAGAGGAAGGGCAUUUGGAACCUAGGCUACUGGCUGAAUGGUUUCUGUGGUUGAAAUUUCAAGGCUUUGGCUACUGCUAGACUAUCUGGAGGCAGAAAGCCGGUUGGCCAUAGAGUAGGAAGUCCGACUGAACCCAGAACUACAUGACAAUCACAAUAUACAAGUCAAUACAUAUACCAUGGACUUCACACUGUGUAUCAUUAGCAUCAUGUGACCUGAAGCGAUCGGUUUGCGAAUUUAACGAAUUGAAGCCCAUUCUCCAAGCAAGGUGCGACUGUGGUCUUGCUUAAUAGUCGUUCCUUCCCUAUAGUAGGCUUCAACGUUCUAAGGAAGCUGCGAUUGAGGUUUUGCUUGGUAAUGGUUCCUUCCGUAUAUUAAAAUAUAAGACCUGGG
Messenger RNA from Pseudogymnoascus verrucosus, 1483 nucleotides. RefSeq lists its product as uncharacterized. Bases 247 to 948 code for a protein of 233 amino acids. Gene Ontology annotation, cellular component: DASH complex; mitotic spindle. Lineage: Eukaryota; Fungi; Ascomycota; Leotiomycetes; Thelebolales; Thelebolaceae. The transcript has a single exon. Gene Ontology annotation, biological process: mitotic cell cycle. The record is from RefSeq and is a predicted model, not a curated record.